Messenger RNA from Ochotona princeps (American pika), 1325 nucleotides. It is a transcript of the gene PIGL, whose product is annotated as phosphatidylinositol glycan anchor biosynthesis class L. NCBI's taxonomy places the organism in Eukaryota, Metazoa, Chordata, Mammalia, Lagomorpha, Ochotonidae. The coding region runs from base 117 to 884 and encodes 255 amino acids. Gene Ontology annotation, cellular component: endoplasmic reticulum. Gene Ontology annotation, biological process: GPI anchor biosynthetic process. The transcript has 7 exons. Gene Ontology annotation, molecular function: N-acetylglucosaminylphosphatidylinositol deacetylase activity. The record is from RefSeq and is a predicted model, not a curated record.
CGUCAGAGCGGCCUUUUAAACGCGGAACGCAAUUGCAGCGGGUGCGGUGUUCCCGGCGGAGUCGGGGUCCGCGGCAGCUUUUCCUGCUGCGCAAGCGCAAUGCCACUCACCCCGGCAUGGACGCGCUGGGUCUCCUGUGUGCGGUGGCCGCGGUGCUGGCCGCCCUGGCCUGGGGUGUCCCCUGGCUCUGGGAGUCGGCGGGAGGAGUGGAGCGUCGGGAGCAGGCGGGCCUGCCGGGAGGCGGAAGCCGAAGCCUCGUGGUGAUCGCGCACCCGGACGAUGAAGCCAUGUUCUUUGCUCCCACCGUGCUGGGCUUGGCCCGCUUGAGGCACCGGGUGUCCCUGCUUUGCUUUUCUGCAGGAAAUUACUACAAUCAAGGGGAGAUUCGUAAGGAAGAACUCUUGCAGAGCUGUGGUGUUUUGGGAAUUCCACCCUCCCAUGUAAUGAUUAUUGACAACAGGAAUUUCCCAGAUGACCCCGCAGUGCAGUGGGACACAGAGCUUGUGGCCAGCGCUCUACUCCGGCAUGUGGAGAUGAAUGACAUCAACUUGGUGGUGACAUUCGACGCAGGAGGUGUAAGUGGUCACAGAAACCACAUUGCUCUGAACAUGGCCGUGAGGGCUCUGCACUCCAAAGGAAAGUUGCCUAAAGGGUGCUCCGUGCUCACCCUGGAAUCCGUGAAUGUGCUGCGCAAGUACCUGGGCUUCCUGGACCUGCCCUGUUCGCUGCUCCGGCCCCGGGAUGUUCUCUUCGCGCUCACCCGUGAGGAAGUAGCUCAGGCGAAGAGAGCCAUGACCUGCCACCGCAGCCAGCUCCUGUGGUUCCGCCGCCUCUACCUCCUCUUCUCCCGCUAUGUGAGGAUCAACACGCUGCAUUUCCUCUGAAGCCUCUGAGUGCGUUCAGAUCCAAGGAGUCUGAAUAACCCCAGCCAGUCCACAGAGAGCCCGGCCUGGACCUGGCUGACAUCCGCUAGCCAAAGGAGGGCCCCGCCGGAGCAGCCUCUGCGAAAAGGCAGCCUUGCAGGCACUGUGGGGUCGGCCAGGUGUCAGCAGGUGCCUGGCAGGGAGGGAAAGCUACCACCAAGGAUGCUACAGCAAAACCCCAGGGCAGGGGAAGAGUCCUCCUAAGGGCACCGUGUGUGACAAGACCCUAGAACACAGCCCUGGCAGGUGGCUGUUGCCAUAAACAAAUGUAAGCCUGUGCUCGGAACACCUCACCCCUGGGAUGGCCACGUGGUUUCCAAAGCUGCUGUGUUGAUCUGUUGUCUGUCCGCACCUGUGAGGGUAUUGGCACGUGUACCAGCAGACGUCUCCAGAGGCCCAGAG